AUGGUCGACGUAGUACGCACAAAGUCGAACCUCUUCCGCCCAUCACAUCGCGCUUCGCCGUCCGUCGAAGCCAACAAUGCAGCGCAAAUGGCGGUAGCCAUGCCUCGCCCAGCUCGGGGCGUCGGUCAGUCCGCCUCAGACGCCGCUUCAGCUGCCGAGUUUGCGUCCAAGAAAUACGUCUGGAUUCCGGAUGCCAACGUAGGCUACGUUUCCGCAUGGGUCAUCAAGGAGGAAGGAGAGCAUUCCCUUUGCGCCUUGCAAGAUGGAUCCAACCGUACCGUCCCCACCUUCGAGCUCAGCAAGAUGAAUCCUCCCAAAUUCGACAAAGCAGAAGAUAUUGCAGAUCUCACCUUUCUCAACGAAGCAAGCGUUGUGCACAACUUGCGGCAGAGAUACUUCAGCUCCCUCAUCUAUACCUACUCCGGCCUCUUCUUGGUCGCUGUCAACCCGUACCACCCGCUACCCAUCUACACCGACGCGAUCGUGGCUGCAUACAAGGGGCGAAGGAGGGAGGAGAAUGCUCCACACGUCUUUGCUCUCGCCGACGGAGCCAUGCGCAAUAUGAUCGACAACCGUGAGAAUCAAAGUCUUCUCAUCACUGGUGAAUCUGGCGCUGGUAAGACCGAGAACACAAAGAAGGUCAUCCAGUACCUCGCCGCCAUUGCUGCAGACCCUGCCGCUCACGGCUCUCAAUCCCCCGCCAACUCUCUUACACCUUCCUCGUCCCGCGAGGUCAUGGACCGAAUCAACGGCGUCGAGCCAGUAACCUCAAAGCGCCUUGGUCUGCUGGAACGCCAGAUUCUGCAAGCAAAUCCCAUCCUCGAGGCCUUUGGUAACGCGCAGACCAUCCGUAACAACAACUCGAGUCGAUUCGGCAAAUUCGUCCGCAUCGAGUUCACGUCCGUGGGCGCCAUCGCUGGUGCCAACAUCGACUGGUACCUCUUGGAGAAGAGCCGAGUCGCCAUCCGAAGCGAGAACGAGCGAAGUUUCCACAUCUUCUACCAGCUGCUUCGUGGCGGCGAGUCGGAGCUCAAACAGAAGCUUUUGCUCACCAGCCUGCCGGACGACUACGCAUACCUCAAGGGAACGCGUAAGGACGUUGAGGGAGUCGAUGACCGAGCCGAAUGGAAGCUGCUGCGUGAGGCCCUCAACACGGUCGGCUUCUCGCCCGAAGAGCAGUUCAACCUCUUCCGUGUCGCUGCAGCCAUCCUACACAUCGGCAACAUCCAGCUCGCAACAGACCGUUCCGAGCAGGCCAGGAUCACCAACAUGCCGCAAAUCGAAAAGAUCUGCCAUGUUCUUGGUCUCCCAGAGCAAGAGUUCUCCAACGCGCUCCUCCGACCGCGCGUCAAGGCAGGCCGAGAGUGGGUCACCUCGUCAAGGACGAUGCGCCAGGUGUCAGAAGAAAUGGCAGCGCUCAGCAAGUUCCUGUACGAGAAAGCCUUCGGCUGGCUCGUCGAACGCAUCAACAAGGCGCUUGACCGCCCCACGAGCAAGAGCAGCUUCAUCGGUGUCCUCGAUAUCGCCGGUUUCGAGAUCUUCGAGGUCAACAGCUUCGAGCAGCUCUGCAUCAACUACACCAACGAGAAGCUCCAGCAGUUCUUCAACCAUCACAUGUUCGUUCUCGAGCAGGAGGAGUACGCUCGCGAGAACAUCGAGUGGGACUUUGUCAACUUUGGACUCGACUUGCAGCCAACCAUCGACCUCAUCGAAUCCACUUCGCCCAUCGGCAUCCUGUCCUGCCUCGACGAGGAGUGCAUCAUGCCCAAGGCUUCCGACACCACCUUUACCGAGAAGCUUUAUCGCACGUGGGGCACCAACAAGGACGGCUCUGCCACAGACGCUGCUGCUGCGGCCGCGGCCGCCGAGAAAGGUCUGGCCCACGGCUCCACCAAGUUUGGACGCACUCGUUUCUCGCAAGGCUUCGUGGUCAAGCACUACGCUGGCGACGUCGAGUACCGCACAGACGGAUGGCUCGACAAGAACAAGGAUCCCCUCAACGACAACCUCACUCGCGUCAUGUCCGAAUCCUCCGACCGCUUCAUCGCUUCACUCUUUGCCGAGUUUGCCGAGGUGGACGAGGAGACCUCGCUGGCUACGGCGCCCAAGCGUCGUGUCAAGCGUGGUGCCUUCCGUACCGUCGGCCAGAGGCACAAGGAACAGCUCAACUCGCUCAUGGGUCAGCUUUCAUCCACUCAACCACACUUUGUCCGCUGCAUCGUCCCCAACUCGGAGAAGAAGCCGGGCAAGAUGGACGUGCCACUGGUGCUGGAACAGCUGCGAUGCAACGGUGUCCUCGAGGGCAUUCGCAUCGCUCGUCUCGGCUAUCCAAAUCGACUCCUGUUCUCCGAGUUCAGGAACCGCUACGAGGUCUUGACGCCAGGCAUCAUCCCACAGGGCUACAUGGAUGGUCGCAAAGCCUGUCAGAGGAUGGUCGAAGCGCUCGAGUUGGACAAGUCCUUGUUCAAGGUCGGAACGUCCAAGAUCUUCUUCAAGGCGGGAGUGCUCGCCGAGAUGGAAGAGCGCCGUGACUCGCAUCUCUACGACAUCUUCAGCCGAUUCGGCGCGGCCUGUCGAAUGUUUACAGCUCGCCGCCAGAUGAAGAAGAUUCUCAACCGGGCAGCGGCUGUGCGAACAGUCCAGCGAAACGCACGUCUCUAUGUGGAGCUCCGCGAAUGGCCAUGGUGGCAGCUGUACACGCGUGUCCGACCACUGCUCACAGCCACAAGACACGAUGAGGAGCUCAAGCGCAAGCAGCUCGAGUUGGCACUGGUCACCGAACGUGCGGAGCGAGACCAGAAGGAGCGAGAGGCGCUCGAGACUCUCAAGUUCCAGCUCGAGGCCGAGAAGCGCAAGAUCGAGGAAGAGCUCGAGUCGGAGCGAAACCUCAUGCUCGACAAGGACCAGCUCCUGGCUCGCUCCAAAGAGCGUGAGUCAGCUCUCGAAGAUGAUCUGGCAGCCUUGCAGGGCGAUGUCGACCUGCUCGAAGGCCAGCUCGAAAAGGCGAUCGCGACACAGCGGGCGACAGAGCAAGCGCAUGCUGAGCUCAAGUCUGCUUUCGACCAAGCUGCUGACCACCUCCUGCGCCUCGAGGCCGAGCAAAAGGCUUGGAAGCAACGAGAGGACACCUUCAUGCGCGAUCUCAGCCAGCACAGCACCAACGCAGAGCAAUAUCGUUCGGAGCGACAAGCUUUUGUUGCCGACCGGGACGACCUGCAACGCAAGCUCCAGGAGAAGGAGCAGGACCUCAAUCGUGCACACAAGCGGAUGCUCGCUGCCGUGCAGGAGGUGGAGAGCAAGCUCAUGGCCGAGGUUCAAGGUCGCGAAGAGGAACAGAAGCGCGCGGUCCAGCUCGAGGAUCAAACCCGCCAGUCGUCGUAUCAGCUCUCCGAGCUGCAGCGCGUCGCUGCAAGCCACGAGUCACGCGUGAAGGACAAGGAGCAGGAGGUCGGCCAGUUACAGAAGCAGAUCUCGAGUCUGUCUCAAGAGCGCGACGUGCUCUCCAAGCAAUUGGGCGACCUCAACGUCAAGCUCAAUAGUUUGACGUUCGAAGCCCAGUCAACACGAGACGAGCACGCCAAGACGACCGAGGCCAAGAUCACCCUGCAACGCGAACUCGAUGAGACGCGACAAUUGAUGGAGGCCAAGAGCUCCGAGGACGUCAAGACCAAGGAGAUCCACCGCAUGAAGGAGCAGGAGCUGCAGACGCUUCGCGAGCAAAUGUCGAGCGUGCAGAAGGAGCUACUGGACUCGAAGCACUCGAGCCUCGAGCAAAUUUCGGCGCUACGUGCAGAGAUUUCAGCGGCGAAGAAGGAGGUCCAGGCUCACGGUGCUGCGCGACAAGACGCUGAAGCCCAGGUGCGGGAAGCCGAAUCGCGAGUCCGCGAGGCUGACGCUAAGGUCGCUGCUGCCGAGAAAGCGAAGCGUGAAGCGGAGGCUUUGCUGCUCGAAGCGCAAAGCAAAUCCGCCGUCAUCAACCGUGGCCUCCAAGACGCGCUCAAAACCAAGGACACGCUCGAAAAACAACUGCAAGCGUCCUUCACCAAGCACCAGGACCUCGAAGACGCCCUGCUCGAGCUCGAACGCCGCGAAACCAACUGGAAGCACAAAGCGGACCAGAUCUCCGUCGAGCUCAGUGCCGAGUCGAAACGACGCGAACUGCUCGAGUCGGCGCACAAGCAGGCUGAGCGCAACGCCAACAGCCUUCAACAGCUCGUCUCUGGCAAGGACAAGGAGAUCAGCGGACUCAAGCACGAACUCACCCUUGCGCAGCAGGAGAUGCGAAAGCUGCAGUCGAUGCAGAACAAGACGAUCGUCGAGCACGUGCAUGUGCUGGAGGAGGCGAAGAAGUACACAGACCGGCAGCUUGCGGAUGCGCAGAGCAAGCUCGGGGAGCUGGCGCAUUAUACGAAGACGUUGGAGAAGAGCAAGGCGCGGUUGGCGAGCGAGAACGAGGAUUUGACGCGGGAGUUGACGCGACUGCAACGCGCCGGUGACGGGGGAAUGGCGGCUUCCGCGUCGGUGAGCAACGGACUGCGAAGUUCUGUUUCGACCUAUGGCAACAUUGCGCCCUCGACGGCUAAGGUCGGGGUCGAUGGGAAGACGACCAAGAAGCUCGAGGACAAGAUUGCGGAGCUGACUGCGUCGUUGCGCCAAGCGGCACAGCAGAGGGACGAAGCGCUCUCCAACGCACGCCGCAAGGAUCUCCAGGCGGACGAACUGGUCAGCCGCACCCGACGACAGUACGAGCAGCACGUCCAGGAACUCGAACGUCAGCUGAAGAACUCGCAGAUCGCGCGCAGCAACACCAUGACCAACCUGGAAGAGCUCGUUCUUGCGGGGCACGGGUCGCCCGUCGUCACCGGUGGCGCCUCCGACGGCCUCCGACACCAGAUCCUCGAUGAGCUCCGACGUGGACACGAGGAGCUCGAGCAGGAUAUUGCAGCCAAGAGCGAUUUGCUUCGCUCGCACAAGGCGCCCCCCGCACAGGCACCGACCAGGGGCUCCAGCAGCUAUUACGUUUAUGACACCAAGCCAGCUAGGAACGGUCAUCCUAGCAAUGGGAGUAGCGGAUCCAGCUCAUCCGCUUCCGAACUCGAGAAGCAUACCGCCACACUCAGGGGUACGGCAGCAAGGAGGAACGGAGACCUCAUCAAUAGUCCCACCAGAAGCGUCCUCACCAUGCGCUAG
Molecule: messenger RNA, 5190 nt
Organism: Kalmanozyma brasiliensis GHG001
Lineage: Eukaryota; Fungi; Basidiomycota; Ustilaginomycetes; Ustilaginales
Product: Myosin, N-terminal, SH3-like protein
Exons: 1
Coding region: 1-5190 (1729 amino acids)
Biological process (GO): vesicle transport along actin filament; actin filament organization
Cellular component (GO): vesicle; cytoplasm; myosin complex
Molecular function (GO): microfilament motor activity; ATP binding; actin filament binding
Source: RefSeq, a predicted model, not a curated record